GCUGCUGUUUGACUGGAUUAACCACCGACUGGAUUUUUACUUUCAUUACUUUUCCUCCCCUCUCUCCCCCGCUCUCUCUCGCUCUUUGUCUCCAUGCGGGGUUCUCUCUCCCUCCCUUCCCUCUCGCUCACCCCGGGCCUUCGUGUAGCCGCCGCCCCAGCCCUCCUCUCCCUCGGCCGGCGGAGCCUCCAGCUGAGCCCCGCUGAGGAGGCCUGUUCUCGGGGAGAGAUGCUGUAGAGCAGCCCGGGGGAGGAGAUGCUUCUCCCGGCCUGAGGAGAGGAAGAUGUCCGGCAGGAUGCCUCUGACCACGGUGACCGAGAGGGACGCCGAGCAGCCAAAGUCUCCCGAUGGCCUCCCUGAACCGCCGGUCCCGCCCACCAAGUCAGCGAGUCGCCACAGUCUGCCGCCAUGUCGCGGCUCGGUGACGCCCUCUGCAGACGAGCAGCCUCACGUCGGAAACUACCGACUGCUGAAGACCAUCGGAAAGGGAAACUUCGCCAAGGUCAAACUGGCUCGACAUACGCUGACGGGCCGAGAGGUUGCCAUCAAGAUCAUUGAUAAGACUCAGCUGAACCCCACCAGUUUACUAGAGCUCUUCAGGGAGGUCAGUGUGAUGAAGAUCCUCAACCACCCAAACAUCGUGAAGCUCUUUGAGGUGAUCGAGAGACAGAAGACGGAAUGUCUUUUCACCUUUCUCUGUGUUUCAGGGGAAGUCUUUGACUACCUGGUCGCUCACGGACGAAUGAAGGAGAAGGAGGCCCGGGCCAAGUUUCGCCAGAUUGUGUCAGCGGUGGAGUACUGUCACCAGAAGAGGAUCGUUCAUCGAGACUUGAAGGCGGAGAACCUGCUGCUGGACGCCGACAUGAACAUUAAAAUCGCAGACUUUGGUUUCAGUAACGAGUUCACCCCGGGCAGUAAGCUGGACACGUUCUGUGGAUCUCCUCCAUACGCCGCCCCUGAACUCUUCCAGGGGAAGAAGUACGACGGGCCGGAGGUGGACGUCUGGAGUCUGGGAGUGAUUCUGUACACGCUGGUCAGCGGCUCGCUGCCUUUUGAUGGACAAAACCUGAAGGAGCUGAGGGAGCGUGUCCUCAGAGGAAAGUACCGGAUCCCGUUCUACAUGUCGACGGACUGCGAGAACCUGCUGAAGAAGCUGCUGGUUUUAAACCCGGGGAAACGAGGCAGCCUGCAGCAAGUCAUGAAGGAUCGAUGGAUGAACGUGGGCUACGAGGAAAAGGAGCUGAAGUCGUACAUCGAACCAGAACAAGACUUCAACGACCUCAAACGCAUCGAGCUGAUGGGGACGAUGGGUUUCCCUCAGGACGAAGUGAAGAAGGCGCUGGAAGGUCAGAAAUACAACGAGGUGACGGCGGUUUACCUGCUGCUGGGGAGGAAACCUGCUGAGUUUGAAGGCAGCGAGUCUCUGUCCAGCACAAACCUGGGUCAAAGGUCACGACCCAGCAGUGAACUCAACGGCGCCAGCCAAUCCCCCGCCCACUCUCGCAACGUUACGACCAAUCAGAAGCAGCGGCGUUUCAGUGACCACGUGGCGCCCUCUAUCCCCCCGCCUGUUUCCUACACCAAGCGUUGCCAUGCCAACAGUGUGGAGAGUGACAGGAAGGAGGAUCCGGCGUCGCCUGUGGGAGUUCCAGACCGCAGGAGGUCAGCCACAGCCUCAGGGAGCAUAACUCGCAGGAACACGUACGUUAACGACAGGACGAGCACUGACCGCCACUUGGCGGCCGUUCACAACGGGAAGGACAACAGUCUACCUGAGGUACCUGCAGCUUCUCCCUCACCAUCGCCAGGGGCAACCGUGUCCUCCACACGGCCUCGCCAUGUGAAGUCCAUGUCAGCGUCGGGACAUCCCAUGAAGUCCUGCCUGCCCCCCAUCGAUGAUAAUGCUGAAUAUCAGAGCUCGCCCCAGCAGCAGCCGCCAUCAUCUCCGUCAGCCUUCAGCAUCACCAGCAGCAGCACCACGCCAGACCGGACCCGCUUCCCCCGCGGCUCCUCCAGUCGCUCCACCUUCCACGGCGCCCAGCUCAGAGACCGACGACCCGCCACCUACAACGGCCCGCCCGCCUCGCCCAGCCUGUCCCAGCACACCGCCUCGCCCCGCCGCGGAACCUCCGGCUCCCUCAUCGGAAAGAUCACCUCCAAGUUUGUUCGCAGGAGUUUCUCAGGUGAGCCCAAAGAGGAGGGGCGGGAGUCCAAGCCUCGCUCGCUGCGCUUCACCUGGAGCAUGAAGACCACGUCGUCUAUGGAGCCGGGCGACAUGAUGAAGGAGAUCCGGAGGGUCCUGGACGCCAACAACUGCGAUUACGAGCAGCGGGAGCGCUAUUUGCUCUUCUGCGUGCACGGCGACGCCCGGCAGGACAGCCUGGUCCAAUGGGAGAUGGAAGUGUGCAAGCUGCCCCGCCUCUCGCUCAAUGGCGUGCGGUUCAAGAGGAUCUCUGGCACGUCGAUCGCCUUCAAAAACAUCGCCUCCAAAGUGGCCAACGAGCUCCGGCUGUGAACUUCGUCUCUUACCCGAACACUGAGAGGAGAACACGUUUCCUCCUCUUCUUCACGCUGACUCCUCGCUAACUGCUGUAUGACUCAGCAAAAACACACCUUAAUAUAGUCGACUCACUCACUACGUAACGUUAGCACUACGUGUUUGAAACCAAAUAUAGGAAGAAAGGACAUCAGCAGGCUCCUCCCUCAGUUACAGAAGAAACGAGCGCCACUGAAAAGACGCUAAUGCUGUUAGCCGCUGUUUAAAUGCACUUCAGAUGUGUCCGGCACAGAAUUUUUAAAAACGCAGUCAAAGGAAACCUCAUCAGGUUAAAGCUGAUAACUCAGCCUUUCUGAAUAUUUUUAGGCGAAACCUGAAGAAUCUUGAUCAGAAAUGUUUGGGCAUGACGAAGUUUGAUGAUGAAAACAUGAAGACGAACCAAACUGCAUGCAAUCUGGACUUUUAGACGUAUAUCCUUACAAUGCAUGCUACCGCAUCAUCCAAGUCUUCGUCUUAACGUGAUGCUAAUCGGAUUUCUGGAGUGCAAGUAAACAGACAUCCAAGCAUUACCUCAGAUUUAACCGUGAAACGGCAGAAUGUCUGCAAGAGCUUCAAUCAGGCCCAAAGAUCCCCAAAUCCACCCUGACCCGACCCCGAUAGAUUCAAGAUUCAAGUCUGCACAGAAACGCUGCAGUUUCUUAAAAUCUUCACUCUGGAAGGAGUUUUCCAAAAGGAGAGUUUUCACCAUCCUCAAAUGCAGUUUUUGUGUACAAAAAGCCGGAAAAAAGCUUAAAGACCCGUCUAUGAGUGUUUUUAAAAUGAUGCAAUCAUCGUAAACUUAACAGCAAAGCUUCUCGAUUUGAUAAUUCAUGUUUGAUACCAUCCACACUCUCUAGAGCCCAGUUCACACCAAAGAUUGGUUGAUGAGAGGAGUUGAAACUGCCUAUGACAGCAAUUUCAAGUCGGUUCUAUAGCAGAGGUGGUGGAACGCCAGCUUACACUCAGACUGAAUCGCUUACGAUGCACGACCAUUGUGCACAACUUAUGUAAUCACACUUUACGUUUCGAUGUCCGUGCACGACCCGAGGUCAUGCUGUACGAGUGAAAUCAGGACUAACAAAUGACAAAUCUCCUUUGAACAGUCUCAGACUGGUUGAAGUCGGAUCUGUUGUCUCAUUUUGAUGCUUAAGACAGCAACAAAAUCUCUCUCAUCUCUCUGACACAUAAUUAGCAUCUCCAACAGACAAAACUAGCAGUUAAACACUAAUAAAUAUUCAGCUGGAGGUCUGCAGGAAGGCCUUUCUCCUGUGUUAAUUUUGUCGACUAAAACUCUGACCUAAAAUGUUUGUCAACAGCCUUUUUUCCAUGAAAAAAACUAGACUAACAAAAAUAGAUCUGUGGUGACUAAAACUAGACCAAGUUUUUGUCUAGCAUGUUAGUUUUCACCUAACAUUAAAAAUCCAUAUUUCUCCACUGUGGGUAAAUCUGUCAAAAACAAUACAUCUGUAUCUGUUCUUCCUCUCAGCUGUAGAAAGCAGGGACCCCAGGUUUG
Molecule: messenger RNA, 4049 nt
Organism: Cheilinus undulatus (humphead wrasse)
Lineage: Eukaryota; Metazoa; Chordata; Actinopteri; Labriformes; Labridae
Product: serine/threonine-protein kinase MARK1-like
Exons: 20
Coding region: 284-2515 (743 amino acids)
Biological process (GO): microtubule cytoskeleton organization; protein phosphorylation; intracellular signal transduction
Cellular component (GO): cytoplasm
Molecular function (GO): ATP binding; protein serine/threonine kinase activity; tau-protein kinase activity
Source: RefSeq, a predicted model, not a curated record